Messenger RNA from Gongylonema pulchrum, 633 nucleotides. The record is from the annotation of a GenBank genome assembly. Lineage: Eukaryota; Metazoa; Nematoda; Chromadorea; Rhabditida; Gongylonematidae.
AUGGAUCGUCAUUAUGCUGAAAUCGGUGGUAAGCCUAUAAAUCUGGACAAGGAGGAAACGGAGCUAAGUGACGAGGAGAGUGCGCGUCGUGUCUUCCGUGCCGCUGUUCGAGAAUCGUUCGUUCGCACCAUUGCUGUCAUAGCAUCGCUGGUAAUGGUGCGGCAAAUUGCACAGAUUGUGGGCAAUGAAUUGAAAUAUGGCGAUGUGCUGUCGUCGUUGCGAUUGGUUGGCAUUGAAGAGGGCCCGCCGGGCCUGUUCUCUGGUCUGAUCCCGCAGCUGAUUGCCGAGUACAUCUCGAUAUGGGGUAUACAUCUGGUACUGUAUGGCAUUGAACGCUUCGCCCGUACUCAGAACAAAGAGGAAGAAAAUGUGGUGGCCUCGUCGCGUAAAGUGCUGCAUUUGCUUGCACCAGUAUUCGUGAACAGCUUUGCUUACCCAUUCCAAGUGGUGUCCACGGUGAUGGCUGUUACUGGUUCCGGUCCUCCGUUCGCAAUUUGGCAAGAUGCAUACAACUAUCUGCUGCCAUUUGGUGGCCUGAAAAGAGGAUCGCGAGUAUUUUGGCGUGAACAUACCGGACCUAUCAGCGUCAGUCCAACUCACGAAAUUUACGCCGCCAACAAACAUUUUGUGUGA